Molecule: messenger RNA, 1332 nt
Organism: Caenorhabditis sp. 36 PRJEB53466
Lineage: Eukaryota; Metazoa; Nematoda; Chromadorea; Rhabditida; Rhabditidae
Source: the annotation of a GenBank genome assembly
AUGCUGUGGAUUCGAAACGUUGCUCUCCUCUUCUGUCUCCUCAAUAGCGUCGCCGCGAUUGGCGAAAAUGCGGUGAGAAUUGAAUGUUUCUUUUGAUUGUUUCAAUCGGAUCACUGCCGUCUCUCACUGAUGGAACUGGAUCAAGGUUACACUCCCUUAGGGGGAAAUUAUGCAAAUGUUGUGGUUUUCGAGACAAUAAUGAAUACUUUAGAUGGAUUUCCAAGCCAUAACUGGAAUCAUCGGAGGAAUCGGAAAAAUGCUGGAGAGCAAGAUCGACACGAUCAACGUCCCGGCUGAUAUGAUCAUGGGCAAGUGGUUCCAAAUGUAUAAAGCGGCCAUGAACUUCGACGUUGUCCGUACCACCAUGUUCUGCCCGGUUGCUUACUGUAAGUUCCAAUGGAUUGAGAACGUGUUUCUAAACGGAACGUUUUUACAGUCUCGCCUAAUCCGAUCAUGGGAGAAGAGGGGUUUUCGAUGCAGGAGGCUUACAGAGUGGUCUCUAAGACUGGUCCAAUUGAGACUUAUAAGAGGGACAUGAACAAAGUCGGCCCAGGACAAUACUGGAUGUACACUGAGGAGUACUUCUACCCAAGACAAUGUAAUUAGCUGAAUCGAAAUGUUCUCAGUGUUGACCUUCAUUUUUAGUCUACAUCAUCGGAGCCGGGCCAUCGUUCGACAACGGCACCGCCAACUCGACGGAGCCACUCCAAUACUUGAUCGCUUCAGACGCCAACCGUCUUUCUUUGAUGGUCUACGCAAGAGAUCCACUCAUCUUUUUCCAGGUUAGUUGCGAAAAAUAUUUUUUUUGUCCAGUCGCCGCGAAAAUUGAUUGACACAAUUGAUAAGAAAAGGAAUUGGGUUAGCUUAUCAUCGGCCAAACAGUUGACCUUAUUCAUGGCGAUUACGAUUUCGGAUCACGGAUCGAAAAAAGUGAAAGUUGAAGAAGAUAGGAAUUUUGCAGAAGUACAAUAAGGAGGUCGUCGAAUUCAUGAACGGACACGGAUUCGGGGGAAACGUCUUCUGGAACAGCCCGAAGCCAAUCUACCAGGGACCAGACUGCGAGUGGCCAUCUGAGAAGGAGGUCUUUGCUAGAAGGUGCUUUUUGGGAAAUCUGAAUCCAAUUGUGAUUUUGCUGAUUUCAGAGUGCUCAAGAACCAGGAGAUGAACGAGCGCAGCAAGAACGGAACUUCGGAUCCAAUCCUCUCUGGAAUGCCGCUGGCUGACAUGAUCCGUGACCCUAAGCGUACUCUGGAGAGACUUGUCGGAACGAAAGCUUUGCAACAAGCGUCAGCCGGAAUUACCGCCGGCCCACCAGCCAGCCGUAGCGAGUGA